AUGGCGUCCAUCGCCGCGCAUGCCUCCGCCGUCUGCCGCGUGACCGCGCCCCGCACGGGCGCGCGCCGCGCGUCCAAGGCGCGCGCGACUCGCGGCGUCGCCGUCAGGGCCGCCGUCGAUCUGAACGAGGUCACGGUCGCGGACACGAAACAGAAGUUCUUGAAGAGCUACCCCUACCCGAUCCCGUCCAUCUGGUCCGUCGCGCUCCAGGAGCUCCUCGUGACGCAGCACUUCGUGCGAUACUCCAAGAAGUACUCGUACAGCAAGCUGUCCUCCCUCGGGUUCGUGUCCGUGUACGAUCAGCUCUUCGAGGGGUUCCCCUCGGAGGAGGAGAAGAACACCAUCUUCGAGUGCUUCGUGAAGGCGCUCGAGGAGGAUCCGGCGACGGUGCGAAAAGACGCGGCCGAGCUCGCGUCGUUCGCGGAGGGCGCCAGCGGCGUCGACGGCGUCCUCGCGUCCCCGAUCUUCGCGCAGAUGAAGUCCCUGGUCGCGGACGGGAAGUUCGCGUACUCGAGGUACGACGCCAUCGGCUUAUUCCGUCUGCUCGAGCUCGCCAAGGCGACGGAACCGGCGGCGUUGGAGAAACUCGCGGAAUCGUCGGGGCUUCAGGCGCGUUCUAUACACUGGUUCCCAUACGACCGCGUUGGCGUGGUGAACGCCGAUCCUUAA
Micromonas pusilla CCMP1545 is the source of this 669-nucleotide messenger RNA. RefSeq lists its product as uncharacterized. Bases 1 to 669 code for a protein of 222 amino acids. Gene Ontology annotation, cellular component: chloroplast thylakoid. The transcript is spliced from 2 exons. Lineage: Eukaryota; Viridiplantae; Chlorophyta; Mamiellophyceae; Mamiellales; Mamiellaceae. Gene Ontology annotation, biological process: photosynthesis; photosystem II assembly; protein import into chloroplast thylakoid membrane. The record is from RefSeq and is a predicted model, not a curated record.